Plasmodium yoelii is the source of this 1737-nucleotide messenger RNA. Its product is annotated as UDP-N-acetylglucosamine transporter, putative. Lineage: Eukaryota; Apicomplexa; Aconoidasida; Haemosporida; Plasmodiidae. The record is from RefSeq and is a predicted model, not a curated record. Gene Ontology annotation, molecular function: pyrimidine nucleotide-sugar transmembrane transporter activity. The transcript has a single exon. Gene Ontology annotation, biological process: pyrimidine nucleotide-sugar transmembrane transport. Bases 1 to 1737 code for a protein of 578 amino acids. Gene Ontology annotation, cellular component: Golgi membrane.
AUGAUAAAUGGCGAGUCACACACUGUGAGUUGUAGAAAGAUUUGUAAAAAUGGAGAAAGAAAUAAAAAAUCGGUAAAUAAUGACAAUUAUUCAGAAAAAAGUGGGAACGAAAAAAAUGGGAACGAAAAAAAUGGGAACGAAAAAAGUGAGAACGAAAAAAGUGGGCAUGAUAAUAAUACAGAACAGAGAAGAAACGAAUCUUGUGAAAAUUCAAUACUAAAAACAACAUUAUUUUUUAUUUUGCUGGCACAUACAAUUAUAAUUUAUAUACUGAUAAGAAUAAAAAAAAUAAAAAAUAUAAAUUGUAAAUUAAAAGAUAAAAGUAUUAUAUUUAUAUCAGAAAUAGUAAAAUUUAUAAUGUCGUGUUUUUUUUAUUCAAAAGAAAAUAAAUUUAAUAUAAAAAUAAUAAAAAAUAAUUUAAUUAAUAUAAUUGUAAAUAAUAAAUUAUAUCUUAUAUAUUUAAUGUUACCAAGUAUAUUAUAUUAUAUACAAAAUAUUCUUUUUUACAUUUCGGUAUCAAAUCUUCCAAUUCCUUUAUUUCAGUUAUUACACCAAUUUAGAAUAUUGGUAGUUUUAAUAUUUACAUUUUUAAUUUUAAAAAAAAAAAUAAAAAAGGAAAAAAUAUUAUCAAUACUAUUUCUAUUUUUAUCAUUGAUAUCCCUCAAAGAUUAUGAUAUAAAUUUUACUAACUAUUUUAUAAGACAAAAUUAUAAUACCACAAAACAUAUUGACAUAUUUAAAAUCACAACAAAUAAUAAUAUAACCAAAUAUAAAUUAUUAAAUAAAUUUAAUGUAUUAUUAUUUUAUUAUAUUCUUGAAAAAAAAACAUUAAAUAAACAAAUCUUAAAAUUGCCUAUAUUAUUAUUAUUACAAAAACAUGAAAAAAAAAAAAAAAAAAUUAAAAAAAUAGCUAGUCAAUCAUAUUCCCAAAAUAAUUUAAACCUUGAUAAUAAUGAAUAUUACAUCGAACAACUUUUGGAAAAUAAUAAAAAUCAAGAUAAAACUAAUGAAAUAAAAACAGCUAUGUUAAAACGGUUUAAUAUUAACACUAGUGUAAUAAAAAAUAUAAAUAAUAAUAUAAUAAUAGGAAUUAUUUCUACAUUUUUAAUAACAUUUAUUAGUGGAUUUUCGAGUGUCUUUUUAGAAUAUGUGUAUCUCAAUUAUAAACAUUCUUUUUGGCUACAAAAUUUAUUCUUAUCUUUCUUUACCAUAGUAAUAAGUUUGUUAACAAAAAAUUUAAACAUAUCUUUUGAUAUUCCAAACUCGCAAAAAAAAGACGAAUCCGAUAAACUCCAAAAGGGGAAUACAAAUGGUCACCAAAGUGGAAAAAGUGGAAAAAAUGAAAAAAGUGAAAAAAAUGGAAAAAAUGGAAAAAGUGGAAAAAAUGUUAACCCAUUUACAGAUACCCCUUUGGAAAGAACAAAUUGGGAUAUUGUUAAUAAACUGAUUUACUAUUUUUAUAAACAUUUUAAUUCAUUUAGCGAAUUUAUUUAUGUUUCUAUCCUCAUAUUUUUAAAUGGCAUAGGUGGAAUCAUAACAUCGGUAUAUAUAAUAUACGCUGGAAGCUUUUCAAAAUUUUUUAUUACACCAAUUAGUUUAAUAUUUAAUAUUUAUAUAUCUUCUAUAUAUUUUAAAGAUUUUGAAUUUACUGUUAAUUAUUUGAUUUCAUUAGUGUUUGUGUUUUUUUCUUUGUAUCUUUUUUUUAAAGACAGUUUAAAACCAGUAGUCAAUAAAUAA